This is a messenger RNA of Labeo rohita (rohu), 1574 nucleotides long. Its product is annotated as adhesion G-protein coupled receptor G7-like. The transcript is spliced from 10 exons. Gene Ontology annotation, biological process: adenylate cyclase-activating G protein-coupled receptor signaling pathway; cell surface receptor signaling pathway. Bases 13 to 1359 code for a protein of 448 amino acids. NCBI's taxonomy places the organism in Eukaryota, Metazoa, Chordata, Actinopteri, Cypriniformes, Cyprinidae. Gene Ontology annotation, molecular function: G protein-coupled receptor activity. The record is from RefSeq and is a predicted model, not a curated record. Gene Ontology annotation, cellular component: membrane.
GUUGACCUUCAAAUGAAUGUCACUUUCAGCAAAGGGAUUAAUAAAAAUGUUGGAUUUGUCCUCUAUGAUAACGAUCAGUUCUUCCAGUCAAAAAGCUUUGAACCUUCUCUGGAUACCAAAAGAAGAGUGAUAUCUGCUAAUCUUGAAGAAAAUCCUGAAAUUGUUCACUUUACAAUCACACCAUCAGCUGAUUCCACAAUGUCUCUCAACGACUUUGCAUGUGUGUUUUGGAGUUACUCUAAAAAUGACUGGAUCACAGAUGGUUGCACCAAAACUGUGAGCUCCUCAGGAAGUGCAGGUUGCAGCUGUAAAAUUCAGCAAAAAGCAAACUUUGCUAUUCUGAUGGCAUUUGAUAUCAACUAUAACUAUUCUGAAGCUUUGCAUUGGAUCAGCAUCAUUGGCUGUGCUCUGUCUGUUUUGGGACUGUGUGCCACAGCAUUGUACCAAAUCAUAACCAGGAAGUCAAGAGGAGGCAGUCCUACUCUGCUAGUGGUGAACAUCUGCUUAAGCAUGACAGUUUUCUACCUUCUCUUCAUCUUCGGCAUAAACAACCCCGUUCAACAUGUGAAUGUAGCAAGGGUGUCUGGGGAGAAUAUAGUUCCUGAGUCUGACCACCACAAGUACCCAGAUGAGGGACCCUGUACGGCAUUUACAGCUCUGCUUCAGUAUUUCCUGUUGGCUACGUUCACUUGGAACACUCUGUACGGCAUUAAUGUGUACAUGCUCUUCCACGGCUCAGUAUCUGGAACACCUCGAUGGUUUCCAAAAGUCUCCAUGGCUGUUGGAUGGGGUUUGCCUGCUGUUAUUGUCGGUAUCUCAUUGGGUUCCACUUACCGUGUGGAUGAGCCUUUGGGUUAUCGACAAGAAGAGUUUUGCUGGCUGGCUUCAGUGGACCACAAACAAACAUUCAGUAUAAAGAAACCCAUGUUUUGGGGAUUCAUACUCCCUUUACUGAUCAUGCUGAUCUCAAGCACAGCAAUACUGCUGCACUUCUCGCACAACAUUUGCAAGACCAACCCAAACUUAAACACAUCACGUAAAACUCCUUUGAAGAAGAAGAUUUUGAGUAGUUUAUCUCUGGCGGUGAUGCUCGGCUUGUCUUGGGUCAUAGGCUACAUUUUGCUCAUCACCCACGAAAAAACUCUCAAAUUAAUUCUCAGUGUUGUUUUCUGUCUCCUAAACACAACACAGGGUGUUCAGAUAUUCAUUUUAUUCGCUCUGAGGCCUUUUUUAAACUCAAAUCCAGCUGUUCUCAACUCUGUGCAUGCACCAGAAAUAGGCCUCCACAAGAAAUCAUUUUAUUUAUGGAAAAAUAAGAAGCAAGAAAGCAAAGAAAGCUACAUAUCCACAGAUCACUGACAAGGCAAGGUGGUGUAGAUCAUUGGUGAGAGUGUGGGCUUCACCUCAGCAGUGAUGAAGACAAGGAGGAAUAUCAGCUUGAGUCAGAUCAUUUAAGAAAGCUCUUGAUGUUUGUACAACUGUAUCCAGAUUCAGUGCUGAGUUGGCAGCUCAAUUUUAUAUUCUAUGCCCAUGCUAUUAAAAUCCUCUUGGGCUUUGUUCACACUGCACACAAA